Messenger RNA from Penicillium digitatum Pd1, 144 nucleotides. NCBI's taxonomy places the organism in Eukaryota, Fungi, Ascomycota, Eurotiomycetes, Eurotiales, Aspergillaceae. The record is from RefSeq and is a predicted model, not a curated record.
AUGUCUCUAGAACAAUUCAGUUAUCUAAACAGCGGAACAUCUAGUGGAUUGCAAGAAUCACAUUCAACAUCUCAUGAUCUUCUACACUCGUGGGAGAAUUUAAAUCUUCCGGCAGACCCCCCGGCCGGUCGGCACGGCUAUUAA